AUGGACUGAGGUGUCAUCACCUCCAAGACUGUGCUGCUCCUGCUCAGCCUCGCCUUCUGGGUGGCAGCAGCUGGGCUUGGCUAUGUGGGGGGAUAUGUCAUCAACACCUACAAAAGCUAUGACAACUUUCUGCAGGACAAGUAUGCUCGGUUGCCAACUGUGAUCAUUCUUUGCGUGGUUGUGGUGAUGUUCAUCAUUGGCUUGAUUUGCUGCUGUGCCACCUUCCAGGAGUCAGUUGGCCUGGGUCUGUUCUUGGCCAUUAUUCUGGCUAUUUUUGUUGCUGAAGGAUCUGCUUUCAUCCUGGGAUUUGUUUACAGGGAAAAGGUAGAAACUGAUGUACAAGGCACAAAGACUCGUCUUGAAAGAUAUGAUGGGAAAAAUCCUAAGCCUACUGUUGAUUACUUGCAAGAACAGGUUCAUUGAAAGAACUACAGCAACUGAACAAACAUGCAGUGGUUCAAUUCCACCAGUAACAGCAUCCCACUGAGCUGCUACAGGCAGGAGCGGAAGAACUGCACAGGGCAUCUGGACCAGCCUCAGGAAUUCAUUACACAGGUUUGUGCACAGGAGCUGGAGUCUGGCCUGCAGAGCAUUUUCAGCUAUGCUAUACUUGUAAUCCUGGGGUUUGCCAUGGUGAAGUUCUUGGGCAUGCUGAGUGUCUGUGUAUUUACUUGCAAGAGAGAAGACACUGGAUAUCAGCUUCUUUACUUAGGUGUAUUUAUUUAA
Molecule: messenger RNA, 726 nt
Organism: Dryobates pubescens (Downy woodpecker)
Lineage: Eukaryota; Metazoa; Chordata; Aves; Piciformes; Picidae
Product: tetraspanin-36-like
Biological process (GO): protein localization to plasma membrane; regulation of vascular endothelial growth factor signaling pathway; protein maturation
Cellular component (GO): membrane
Source: RefSeq, a predicted model, not a curated record